CUCGAACCACCCGUGUGACGUCACGGGUGAGCAGGAUGCCAACUCGCAGCGCGACAUGAUUGCGCACAAGCGCCGCCGCGAUGUUAUUGUUAGUAAAAACAACAAGGCUGAUAUUAUGAAUUGCUCGCGCGGCGCCCUUUCCACUUGGCCGACCUUCGGAAGUCAAACGUGCUGCCGGCCAGCAUCCUUCGCUUGAGCUCAGCCCGGCAUUAGAUGCUUGUGAAAUGAUCCCGCCAAGUGUCCGCCGCUGGACGCCCAAGCACGUGGCCAAGUGGCUGAAGGAUGAGGGCUUCUGCGAUUAUGUGGACCUGCUGUGCCACAAGCACCGGCUGGAUGGCAGCAGCCUGCUGGCCCUCAGCGAGUACGACCUGCGCUCCCCGCCGCUGGAGCUCAAAGUGCUGGGUGACAUCAAGCGCCUCAUGGCAUCCAUCCGCAAGCUUCAGAAGCAGAACCUGGACACGCUGGAGGAGCUGGGCCUGCCCUUCGACGGCCACUCACCCACCGGCUCGGGCGACUGGUUGUGCAACGGCGAGGCGGCGCGGGCCUGCGACGGUUCCGACACGGCACCCGUCGGCGAGGAGUACCAGAAAUACACCAACGGCAAGUACAAGCAGCAGACGCGGCGGCUGGACCCCGAAUGCUGGAAGACGGUGCUGAGCUCCGUCUACGUGGUCUUCGUGUUCGGGUUCACAUCCUUCGUCAUGGUCAUUGUGCACGAGAGGGUCCCCGACAUGGCCACGUACCCGCCCCUCCCGGACAUCUUCCUCGACAGUGUGCCUCGAAUCCCGUGGGCCUUCGCCAUGGCCGAGGCGUGUGGCGUCAUCUUGUGCAUCAUCUGGCUGAUGGUUCUACUGCUGCACAAACAUCGGUCCAUUCUCCUCCGGCGCAUGUGCAGCCUCAUGGGGACGGUGUUCAUGUUACGUUGCAUCACCAUGUUCGUCACCUCCCUGUCCGUGCCGGGACAACACCUGCAGUGUUCCGGGAAGAUGUAUGGCGACACGUGGGCCAAGCUGCGCCGGGCCGUGGCCAUCUGGAGCGGCUUCGGCAUGACGCUGACGGGCGUGCACACGUGCGGAGACUACAUGUUCAGCGGACACACAGUCGUCAUCACUUUGCUCAACUUCUUUGUCACAGAGUACACGCCGCGCAGCUGGCACUUCAUCCACACGCUGUCGUGGGUGCUCAACCUGUUCGGCAUCUUCUUCAUCCUGGCGGCGCACGAGCACUACUCCAUCGACGUCUUCAUCGCCUUCUACAUCACCACGCGCCUCUUCCUCUACUACCACACGCUGGCCAACACGCGCGCCUACCAGCAGAGCCGCCGCGCGCGCAUCUGGUUUCCCAUGUUCUCCUUCUUCGAGUGCAACGUCAACGGGCCCGUGCCCAACGAGUACUGCUGGCCCUUCUCGCGGCCCGCCGUCCUCAAAUUCGUCAUCGGCUAGAGGGGAGGCGCCGGCUGGCCAUCCGUCCAUUGGAGUGACUUUACACAGCCUGCCUUUGACUUGUGUUUGGUCGAAAGUAAGAAUCAGCCAAAAUUGUCUUUUGUCUUAAAGUGCGAUUCCAUUUGCCAAUGACCUUUGCCGUAGGUUUCCUUGUGUAGAAUUGGGGGACCAUUUUCCUAUCAGGGGCCAUACUAGAGUCCAUCUGGAGAACCUGGUGGUGCCCUGAGAUACGAGUGACCUGAUUCCAGUUGUAUGGUGGCAGCGAACGCACCUCAACCCACUUCACAACAAGCACCAAUUUGACACAAAGAGCCAUUCCUCAAAAUUGGUGCCUUCAAGCUGAUGAGUGCCACUCACAAUUGAUGUUCACCGUCAAACUAAACAUUCACGUAAUGCUAACACGGAACGGCAAAACCCUAGACGGCUAACGAAAGUAGCAUCAAUGUUGCGGUGCUUAUAGCGCUUGAAGCAGCUCAUAUGCAUCUAUUCUUUAGCCUCUGCAAAGAAUCACUGACUUCAGUUUAUUGAGUCCCUUAACAGUAAUUCAGAAACUGACUGACUGUUUUCAUUUCGUCAAUAUUUUUGGGGAAGAAAUGAAUGGCAUUUUCAGCUUUUAAAGGGGAAAGAAGACUUGAGUUGUGAGUGUGGCCAUGCAACAAAUGAAACUCGUAUCUGAAGGCACAACUGUAAGCAGCUAAAUUGCACAAUGGAUUCAAUUCACUUUUUCUCCCAUACAUGGAAAAUGUAUUUAGAGAAGAAUCUCUGAAAUUAUUUACAGGGACUUGAAAAUAAGGGAAAAGUGGAUGCGAAGAAAAUAAUGCAAACUUAUAAAUUAACUUUUUUUUUAAUAAUUGCAUGUUGGACGUGAUCUUAUGUUCUGACGAAGCCAUACCUGCUCCAUGUACUGCAGGUUUCCCACCCCUGACGUAGUAUUACUACUAAAACAAUGUUCUUUCGUUAUUUAAGGGAUAUCUGUAAAAUGUGUUAAUUUAUUCAAGUGUGUGUUUCUUAUUUUUUCUACUAAAGCGGCAACAUGCACACACCACAGACUUAAGUUUAUAAUUGCUCAAUAUUGUGUGUGUCUGUUUUUAAUGGUGAACUGAGUCUUUGAUUGGCAACAUGGUCUGAUAUGAUGGAGGGAAAAAAAACCCACUCAGCUACAGUAUCAACAUCUCAUCUUAACAUUUGAACUGUUACAGAGGACAUUCGUUCAUUCAUUCUCGACACCGCCUGUUCCACAAAGGGUCGCUGGAGCCAAUCCCAGCCGAUUUCGGGCGGUAGGCGGAUUCGCCCUGGUACCCACAGCGUCACUGUGCACAAGUCGGGUGACGAUAACAGAUGACGUAUGGCAAAUGUGAAACUGAACAGCCAAGUAUAUCUUGAGCGAUUUCAGGAAAUAUAUAUAAGUGGGUGAACCGUGCAGUAAGGCUUGGUGAUGAAAUGCUCUCUCCACCAAGAAUUGGAACUUACUUUGUCGAUCCCUAAACUUAGGAGUGAGGUACUUUGUGGUUGGCUAUGUGUCUAGAUGCGCCAAAAAACUUUGGUUGUAAAGAGACAAAUAAGGUACAGACGCCCUGUAAAGUGUGCCAAUGACAACUAUGGCAAGCUCUGCUCUGAAAUGGGAUGUUGACGAAAUAUGCUGCAGACAUGUUGGUAAGACCCCUGGCAACUGUUUUUUUUUUUCAAAAUAAAUUAAUGUGCAAUC
Messenger RNA from Hippocampus comes (tiger tail seahorse), 3147 nucleotides. It is a transcript of the gene samd8b, whose product is annotated as sterile alpha motif domain containing 8. Gene Ontology annotation, biological process: ceramide biosynthetic process. The record is from RefSeq and is a predicted model, not a curated record. The coding region runs from base 225 to 1442 and encodes 405 amino acids. The transcript has 6 exons. Gene Ontology annotation, molecular function: ceramide cholinephosphotransferase activity; sphingomyelin synthase activity; protein binding. Gene Ontology annotation, cellular component: plasma membrane; endoplasmic reticulum membrane; Golgi membrane. NCBI's taxonomy places the organism in Eukaryota, Metazoa, Chordata, Actinopteri, Syngnathiformes, Syngnathidae.